Molecule: messenger RNA, 1846 nt
Organism: Solanum verrucosum
Lineage: Eukaryota; Viridiplantae; Streptophyta; Magnoliopsida; Solanales; Solanaceae
Product: nucleobase-ascorbate transporter 7-like
Exons: 14
Coding region: 220-1821 (533 amino acids)
Biological process (GO): transmembrane transport
Cellular component (GO): membrane
Molecular function (GO): transmembrane transporter activity
Source: RefSeq, a predicted model, not a curated record
ACAUAAAAAAGCUGAAAUCUUUACAACAUUAUAGACAUUUGGGGUUUUACUACAGUACUGUCAUGUAUUUCUGCAUUCAAAGAAACUAUAAGUUGUUGAUUUGGCUUUGUGUUGUUUUUUUGGGAUUGUGAUAUCUUGUGUUUUUGUGGGAUUUGGGUUUUGUGUGGAAAUUUGAACUGCAUUGUGUGAAAAAGAAGAAGAAGAAGAAGAAGCAGAGGUAUGGCAGGUGGUGGAGCUGCACCACCACCAAAACAAGAUGAGAAUAUACCACACCCUGUCAAAGAUCAACUUCCAAAUGUUUCUUACUGCAUUACUAGUCCUCCUCCUUGGCCUGAGGCCAUAUUACUUGGGUUCCAGCACUACAUUGUUAUGCUUGGUACAACUGUACUCAUCCCUUCAACUCUGGUUCCCCAGAUGGGAGGUGGAAAAGAAGAGAAAGCAAAGGUGAUUCAGACAUUGCUCUUUGUUGCUGGUUUGAACACACUAACUCAGACUUUGUUUGGCACAAGACUACCUGCUGUUAUUGGAGGCUCUUAUACUUUUGUGCCAACAACACUUUCGAUUGUCUUGGCUGCUCGUUAUAACGAUAUUUCGAGCCCUCAGGAGAAAUUUGAGAGGAUAAUGCGAGGGAUUCAAGGAGCCAUGAUUGUAGCGUCAACUCUUCAAAUUGUUAUUGGCUUUAGUGGCCUAUGGCGGAAUGUGACAAGGUUAAUCAGUCCACUCUCCGCCAUUCCAUUGGUAGCUCUAUCAGGAUUUGGAUUAUACGAGUUUGGUUUUCCUCUGGUAGCAAAAUGUGCAGAAAUCGGAUUGCCGCAGCUUAUCAUUCUCUUAAUCUUUUCACAGUACAUACCCCAUUUGAUGAAAGGGGAUAAGCAUGUCUUCGACCGGUUUGCUGUUAUAUUCUCUGUGAUGAUUGUAUGGGUCUAUGCUCACAUUCUCACUGUAGCUGGAACUUACAAAAAUGCACCAACGAAGACUCAGCUUAGCUGCAGAACUGAUCGUGCUGGAAUUAUCAGUGGAUCUCCAUGGAUUAGAGUUCCAUAUCCAUUUCAAUGGGGAGCUCCCACAUUCGAUGCCGGAGAAGCAUUUGCAAUGAUGGCAGGUUCAUUUGUUGCGCUGGUUGAGUCCACUGGUACUUUCUUUGCCGUGUCAAGGUAUGCCAGUGCAACUCCUAUACCUCCUUCUGUCCUUAGCCGCGGUGUAGGUUGGCAGGGUGUGGGCAUAUUGUUCUCAGGGAUAUUUGGAACCGGAACUGGCUCAUCUGUAUCUCCGGAAAAUGCUGGCCUGCUGGCAUUAACCCGUGUUGGGAGCAGGAGGGUUGUUCAAAUAUCUGCUGGUUUCAUGAUCUUCUUCUCGAUUCUUGGGAAAUUUGGAGCUGUCUUUGCGUCAAUCCCUGCGCCAAUAGUUGCAGCAUUGUAUUGUCUCUUCUUUGCCUAUGUUGGUUCAGCUGGUCUCAGUUUUCUCCAGUUCUGCAACUUAAACAGCUUUCGAACAAAGUUCAUUCUAGGAUUCUCAAUUUUCAUGGGCUUAUCCAUUCCACAGUACUUCAAUGAAUAUACAGCAAUAAAUGGAUAUGGUCCUGUUCAUACUAGAGCUAGAUGGUUCAAUGACAUGAUCAAUGUGCCCUUCUCGUCGGAGCCAUUUGUUGCUGGUUUACUUGCAUUAUUCCUGGAUGUAUCACUGCAUCGAAAAGACGCUGCAACAAGGAAGGACAGGGGCAUGCCAUGGUGGGAUAAAUUCAAAUCAUUCAAAACAGAUACAAGAAGUGAAGAGUUUUAUUCAUUGCCCUUCAAUCUCAACAAGUUUUUCCCAUCUGUAUGAUUCAAGAGGAAUAUAUUUAUAUAUA